Messenger RNA from Cooperia oncophora, 642 nucleotides. The record is from the annotation of a GenBank genome assembly. NCBI's taxonomy places the organism in Eukaryota, Metazoa, Nematoda, Chromadorea, Rhabditida, Trichostrongylidae.
AUGUGCGGUGCACGACGACGAGCGGCUCUAAUGCGUGUAUCGAAUCUCCUGGACGCUGAAUUGCAACGAAUGUACUCACAAGGACGUGCUGAUACCCAAAUAUGUAACACUAGGCAAAUUACCCUCAUAGAAUUCAUAGAGUAUCUGUUUUACAAAGUGAAUGAUGCGAUCAAUUCGUUGGACGGUGGCCAACAUCGUGGUUACCAUCGAUUAGUUCGAUUUCAACAUAAAACCAAAGACAAAGCGGGUUUGCCUACGACGGUGCUGACGAUUCCGCUAGCUGGAGAGGACCAGUCUUUACCCCCUCCGUCCAUCGUCUCCAAUACUGCCGCCUAUUCGAUAACCUCACCACAGUCCAGUUGUGAAGAGUACGAGGAAUACGAUAAGAUUUCCGACGAGGGCUUCUACAAUUCGUCAUCUCGUCAAACUACCGUAAUUGAUGAGCCUGCAACUCAUUCGACGCUUUGUAGGGUGUUGUACGAUUUUGAACCGAAACACGAUGAUGAAAUACAGGUUCGGGCCGGUGAAUGCGUUGUGGUUGAGGACCGGCUCGGUGAUGAUUGGCUUAUCGGCCACGUGAUCUCAGAAAAUGGAGCCGACUAUAAAACUGGGCGAUUUCCCACUUCUUAUGUGGCAUUUUGA